CCAGGCAGCCGAAGCUCCCCCAGGCUUUCCCGGAUAUCGCAUGGUGUGCGGCCCUCCGUCAGCCAGAGCGCAAUAUCGACACAAUGGCUGCCGCCGUCCAGCCGCCUGUCCCGGCCACACAUGCGCCCCUCGACACCUUCCCAUUUGCAUCCCAAUCCGACAUCAUCCGUUCCAACCAAAAGGAUGCCUACUAUAAGGAAUCGCUGCAGGAGCGCAUCCAUUCGCUGCUCUCCCAAAUCCUGGGAACCCGCUGGGUGCUGCGGUUUGGCCCAGAGGUAGCUCUGGUUUCGGAACUGCUCUACUAUGGCCUGACAACAGCCAAAGGGCUCCAGACACUCGGCGAAGAGUACUGCGACAUCAUGCGCGUGGAGGAGAAGUCCAUGACAUUCCCCAGCACUAAAGUCAAGACGCUGUGGUUCCUGCUGCACAUUGUCUCUCCGUAUGCCCUCGACCGAGCGGCAACGUUGGCCAGAGGAUCCGCUGCGAUGCGAGGACUCGCUGCAUCUGGGCCAACGGCGUCGCCCUUGUCCCGCCUCGGCGGCCUGUUGGCCUGGCUCAAGAGAGUCACCAGACAAGAUGUGCGGCUGUUCCACAUGGCUGUCUUCUACUUCUUCGGGGCCCACUACAACCUCUCCAACCGAUUCUCGAACAUCCGCUAUAUCGUCACACACCAACUUGAGCCUGGGAACGAGCCCGUCACAUUUGAGAUCCUCGGCGUGAUCAUCGUUCUGCAGAUGGCCAUUUCCAAGAUCCUGGAGCUGAGCCGGCCGACAGCCGCAGAGGCACUCGAUGCAACGCCGGAUACGGGUGCAUCAUCGCCCGAGAGCGAAGGCGCAAUCGAGAGCGGCGUCGUCCCGCAGUCGCAAAAGUGCACCCUGUGUCUUUCCAGGCGAAGAGAUCCCGCUGCCACGUCUUGCGGACACGUCUUUUGCUGGGAAUGCAUCGCCGAGUGGUGCUCAACGAGGGCAGAGUGCCCGCUCUGCCGGCAGCACACAGAGCUAUCGCAGCUCUAUCGGAUCCACAAUCUCGCAUAGCUGGCCCAUCGCAGCAGCCGAUCAAGCAACGCACAACGGCUAGGGGUUGUCGGCCCACGGAGCAGCGCGGGACGGGCGGUAGCGCAUCCGUCACAACACACUCUGCAGGGCCUGUUGCUCUUGCACAGGUUCUAGAAAGACGGCUUCCACGGGAGAGGACAUGUCUCUGCUGUACCUGGUCGUUGUUUCCGGAGGCGAAAGAGCAGAUCGCGAUCUGCGCGACAUUUAUAGCCCUGCA
Polychytrium aggregatum is the source of this 1272-nucleotide messenger RNA. Its product is annotated as Pex12 amino terminal region-domain-containing protein. Lineage: Eukaryota; Fungi; Chytridiomycota; Chytridiomycetes; Polychytriales. Gene Ontology annotation, cellular component: peroxisomal membrane. Gene Ontology annotation, molecular function: zinc ion binding. The transcript has 6 exons. The coding region runs from base 84 to 1034 and encodes 316 amino acids. The record is from RefSeq and is a predicted model, not a curated record. Gene Ontology annotation, biological process: protein import into peroxisome matrix.